AUAAUCAAAUUGCAAAAGCAAGUAGAGCUAAGUCUGUUCUCUUUCUUCCACCUUUGUGCUUUCAUUUCAGUGUAUCACAAUGUGUGGAAUACUAGCCGUUCUUUUUUGCAACGAUAGCUCUCAGGCCAAAAGGCUCCGCGUUCUCGAGCUUUCCCGCAGAUUGACGCACCGUGGCCCUGACUGGAGCGGUCUUCACCAGCAUGGUGACUGCUACUUGGCUCAUCAAAGGCUGUCCAUUGUUGACCCUUCCUCUGGUCACCAACCUCUCUACAACGAGGACAAGUCCAUCAUUGUUACGUCCAAUGGAGAGAUCUAUAACCAUAAAGAGCUGAGGAAGCGUCUCCCCAACCACAAGUUCCGGACUGGCAGUGACUGUGAAGUUAUUUCACAUUUGUAUGAGGAGUAUGGGGAAGAGUUUGUGGACAUGCUUGACGGGAUUUUCUCUUUUGUGUUGCUGGAUACCCGAGAUAAUAGCUUCAUUGCUGCUCGUGAUGCUAUUGGAGUUACUUCCCUCUAUAUUGGAUGGGGUCAAGAUGGAUCCAUUUGGAUAGCAUCUGAGCUGAAGGCCUUACAAGAUGAAUGCGAUCAUUUUGAGCAUUUUCCACCGGGUCACUUGUACUCGAGCAAACAAGGUGGAAUGAGACGUUGGUACAACCCACAAUGGUAUUCUAAGACCAUUCCAUCAAACCCAUACGAUCCAAUUGCUUUGAGAAAGAGUUUUGAGAAUGCUGUUAUCAAAAGAUUGAUGACUGAUGUGCCUUUCGGUGUUCUACUCUCCGGUGGCUUGGAUUCGUCGUUAGUCGCCACCAUCACUGCUAGACACUUAGCCAGCACCAGUGCUGACAAAAAAUUGGGAUCAGAGCUCCAUACCUUCUGUGUUGGUCUAGAGGGUGCACCAGAUUUCAAGUAUGCAAGAGAAGUUGCAGAAUAUUUGGGUACAAUUCACCAUGAGUUCCACUUCACUCUUCAGGAUGGAAUAGAUGCAAUUGAAGAUGUGAUUUACCACACCGAAUCUUAUGACGUUACCACAGUGAGGGGCAGUACCCCAAUGUUUCUAAUGACUCGUAAGAUCAAGUCCUUGGGUGUCAAGAUGGUGCUCUCCGGGGAGGGCUCCGACGAAAUCUUUGGCGGAUACUUGUACUUCCACCAGGCACCAAACAAGAAAGAGCUCCACCGUGAGACCUGUAGAAAGAUUAAGAGAUUACAUCUGUACGAUUGUUUGAGGGCAAACAAGGCAACCGCAGCCUGGGGUUUGGAGCUUCGUGUACCAUUCUUAGACAAAGAAUUUAUUAACCUUGCUAUGGCUAUUGAUCCCGAGGAGAAGCUGAUAAAACCGGACCAAAAAAGAAUCGAAAAAUGGAUUCUUAGAAAGGCCUUUGAUGAUGAGGAGAAUCCCUAUCUGCCAAAGAGCAUUCUAUACAGACAGAAAGAGCAGAUGAGCGAUGGAGUUGGGUAUAGCUGGAAUGACACCCUCAAAGCUCAUGGUGCUAAACAGGUCACUGACCAAAUGAUGGCCAAUGCUGCAAAAGUAUUCCCAGAAAACACUCCCAUCACAAAAGAAGGCUACUACUACCGAACCAUUUUCGAGAAGUUAUUCCCAAAGAGUGCGGCCAGGAUGAGUGUGCCAUGGGAAAUCACUGUGUGUUGUUGUACACCAAAAGCUUUGGCGUGGAACCCUGAGUGGAAGAACAAUCUUGACCCAUCGGGCAGGUCUGUGGGUGCGCAUCAAUCUACUAACAAUGUUUCGACUACUACUGAUAAUAGUGAUGGGGUUGAUCAACCUGGAGAGAUCGUCUUUAAUAACGUACCAAAGACUAAAGUCACCAACAGCAACGGCAACGGCAACGGCAACGGCAACGGUAUUGGUAUUGGUUACACUAAUGGCAAUGGAAUUGGUCAAGUUAAACUCCAAGUCUAGUGGGUUUGUAUGAAUAGAAAACAAUAAGCUUGGAACAAGGAUGAUAAUAAUAAUUAAUUAAUUAAGUUUUUUUUGUUGUUGAGAAAACUAUGAUAUUGUAUGCGCCAAUAUCUUAUUAUUUUUCUAUUUCGGCGUGAAAUUGUGACUAGUGACGUACGUAUGCUCCAUUGUUUUGAAAAAAACAACAAAAAAAGAAAAAAAAAAAAAAGAGGAUAAGAAGAAUAAUAAUAUUUGGUGUGCCUAUUUGAGGCUAGAAUAAUUGGUGUAUCUUUAUUGUUGUGUAAGAUGUAAUGUUUGCCUAGGGAUUGAAUAAAGGAAAUAUUAAAGUUAUUUUUAUUUA
Messenger RNA from Humulus lupulus (European hop), 2258 nucleotides. RefSeq names its product asparagine synthetase [glutamine-hydrolyzing]-like. Gene Ontology annotation, cellular component: cytosol. Bases 80 to 1918 code for a protein of 612 amino acids. The transcript is spliced from 12 exons. Lineage: Eukaryota; Viridiplantae; Streptophyta; Magnoliopsida; Rosales; Cannabaceae. The record is from RefSeq and is a predicted model, not a curated record. Gene Ontology annotation, molecular function: asparagine synthase (glutamine-hydrolyzing) activity.